UUUGACACUUGACGUUUGUAAUGCGGCAUUUUUAGAUGAUUGUGUUUCUGUGGUUUGAACGAAAUACGUUUACGUGAAAUAUAAACUAAAUAAGAGACAGAACAGGAGCACAAUUUGAUUCUUCAAGCACCAACAAAUUAGACCAUAUUACAAUGGACUCCGAUUUGUAUGACGAAUUUGGUAACUAUAUCGGUCCCGAUUUGGAGAGUGACGAUGAUGAUGACAAAAGUCUGUACGGACAAUCCGAUCAACAGGACGAGCCCGAUGACGAUAUUAUGGAGGAAGAUGAAGUCGAUCAUGACGACGAUAAAACGUCAAGAGCGGUUGUGCUUCACGAAGACAAACGUUAUUACCCCACGGCUUUAGAGGUGUACGGGCCUGACGUUGAAACGAUUGUUCAAGAGGAAGAUGCACAGGCACUGGAUAAGCCGCUAAUUGAACCGGUCAAGAAAAUGAAAUUUCAGCUCAAAGAACAAGACCUGCCUGAAACAACAUACGAAAUGGAAUUUCUUGCCGAUUUGAUGGACACACCACCGUUGAUCAGAAAUGUCGCGUUAGUGGGCCAUCUGCAUCAUGGCAAAACAACGUUCGUUGACUGUUUAGUUCGUCAAACCCAUCCACAGUUCGAUUGUACCGAAGAACGAGCGCUCCGGUACACAGACACCUUGUUCACCGAACAGGAGAGAGGUGUAAGCAUUAAAUCCAUCCCGAUCACGUUGGUGCUGCCGGAUAUAAAGAACAAGAGCUAUUUGAUGAACAUUUUCGAUACACCGGGUCACGUCAAUUUUUCCGACGAAGCAACGGCUGCUAUCCGACUGACCGAUGGUAUUGUACUCUUUGUCGAUGCUGCCGAGGGUGUCAUGUUGAACACAGAACGACUACUGAAACAUGCGGUGCAGGAGAGAAUGGCUGUAACCGUUUGCAUUAACAAAAUUGAUCGAUUGAUUUUGGAGCUGAAGUUACCGCCGCAAGACGCCUAUUUCAAAUUGAAGCACAUUGUCGAAGAGAUCAACAGUCAUCUCAGUCUUCACACCGGAGACACUCAAUACCAAGUAUCGCCAGUCAUGGGAAACGUGUGCUUCGCGAGCUCGUUGUACGGUUUCUGCUUUACACUGAAAUCAUUCGCUAAAUUGUAUGCCGAUACGUACCCAGGAUUGAGCUACACAGAUUUUGCCAAGCGGCUGUGGGGUGACAUUUAUUUCCAACCGAAAACACGAAAAUUCACAAAGAAACCGCCACACAAUUCGGCGCAACGCAGUUUCGUUGAAUUCAUUCUCGAGCCGAUGUACAAACUGUUUGCUCAGGUGGUUGGAGAUGUCGACGCAUCCUUGCUGGACACGUUAGCAGAGUUGAAUAUUCGUGUGACAAAAGAGGAAAUGAAAAUCAACAUUCGUCCCUUGUUGCGAUUGAUUUGCAAUCGCUUCCUGGGCGACUUUAGCGGUUUUGUGGAUAUGUGUGUGGAGCACAUCAAAUCGCCGAUGGACAAUGCAAAGAAUAAAAUCGAUCACAUUUAUACCGGUCCGAAGGAGGGCAUUCUUUAUGACAACAUGGCAUCUUGUAAUCAAUACGGAAAUUUGAUGGUACACAGUGCCAAAAUGUAUCCCACGGAUGACUGCACAUUCUUCCAGGUGCUGGCCCGUGUCAUGAGUGGCACAUUGCAUUCGGAGCAAGAAGUACGAGUACUCGGUGAAAAUUAUUCACUGUCGGAUGAGGAAGACUCGCGCGUUUUGCAAGUUGGAAGAUUGUGGAUAUUUGAAGCUCGGUACAAAGUGGAAUUGAAUCGAGUUCCGGCCGGUAAUUGGGUUCUAAUUGAAGGUAUCGAUCAGUGUAUCGUCAAGACAUCAACCAUAACCGAAGCCCAAAAUACGGAAGAUUUGUACAUUUUCCGACCGUUGAAGUACAACACUCAGAGCAUCAUCAAAAUUGCUGUCGAGCCUGUCAACCCGUCAGAAUUACCGAAAAUGUUGGAUGGUCUGAGGAAGGUGAACAAAUCGUACCCACUACUGUCGACCAGAGUUGAGGAGUCUGGCGAACAUGUGAUCCUUGGCACCGGUGAAUUAUACUUGGAUUGUGUUAUGCACGACCUGAGAAAGAUGUACUCGGAAAUCGACAUAAAAGUUGCCGAUCCGGUCGUUGCGUUUUGUGAAACAGUUGUGGAAACGAGUUCGUUGAAAUGUUUUGCAGAAACUCCCAACAAGAAAAACAAAAUCACGAUGAUUGCCGAACCAUUAGAGAAGGGCCUGGCAGAGGACAUAGAAAAUGAGGUGGUGUCGAUCGGCUGGAAUAAGAAACGAUUGGGCGAAUUCUUCCAAAUUAAUUACGAUUGGGAUCUGUUGGCUGCUCGGUCUAUUUGGGCUUUUGGUCCUGAUGCAGCUGGUCCUAAUAUUUUAGUGGAUGACACAUUACCGUCAGAGGUAGAUAAGACGCUACUGUCAUCGGUUAGAGAUUCCAUCGUACAAGGUUUUCAAUGGGGUACAAGGGAAGGACCUCUAUGCGAAGAGCCGAUCAGAAAUGUCAAAUUCAAAAUUCUCGACGCCGUCAUUGCUAAUGAACCACUACAUCGGGGUGGAGGUCAAGUGAUUCCAACUGCACGACGUGUUGCUUAUUCGGCAUUUUUGAUGGCUACGCCUCGGCUCAUGGAACCAUAUUUGUUCGUCGAAGUUCAAGCACCGGCUGAUUGUGUUUCCGCAGUAUAUACGGUACUAGCCAGACGAAGAGGUCACGUCACACAAGAUGCACCCAUUUCCGGUUCACCAUUGUACACAAUCAAAGCAUUCAUUCCAGCCAUCGAUUCAUUUGGUUUUGAAACUGAUCUGCGAACACAUACCCAGGGACAAGCAUUUUGUCUGUCCGUAUUCCAUCAUUGGCAAAUUGUACCUGGCGAUCCGUUGGACAAAAGCAUUGUCAUUCGACCGUUAGAACCACAACCGGCUACACAUUUGGCACGUGAAUUCAUGAUCAAGACCAGGCGUCGAAAAGGUUUAUCCGAAGAUGUGUCGAUCAACAAAUUCUUCGACGAUCCUAUGUUGCUGGAAUUGGCCAGACAGGACGUUUUACUGAACUAUCCGCUGUAAAAUGAUCACAACAGCUGGUAACAUUUCGCAUCAACACUUUAUUUCAAUUGAAAAAAAAAACAGUUUUCCCCGUGUGAUUGUACAAACAAUGAUUGGAAUAAACAUUCGGUUUCGAAUACAUAAGUGGAA
This is a messenger RNA of Bradysia coprophila, 3203 nucleotides long. Its product is annotated as 116 kDa U5 small nuclear ribonucleoprotein component. The record is from RefSeq and is a predicted model, not a curated record. Gene Ontology annotation, biological process: mRNA splicing, via spliceosome. NCBI's taxonomy places the organism in Eukaryota, Metazoa, Arthropoda, Insecta, Diptera, Sciaridae. Gene Ontology annotation, molecular function: GTPase activity; GTP binding; U5 snRNA binding. Gene Ontology annotation, cellular component: U4/U6 x U5 tri-snRNP complex; U2-type catalytic step 2 spliceosome; cytosol.